CAGUCAAAACGUGGCGAUAUUUGCAAGUGAGCAAAACAAGUGAGAGAGAGCAAAGGUUUGGUUCUUUAUCGGGAGCAAAGAGAGAGGAUGAGUGUAGUGGUAACAAUAACAUCAACCAUCAAUUCCUCGCCGGUUCCGUCAUGGGUGAACAACAACGGAGACAAUUCUCCCUCCCUGAGGGAGACCUCGGCCUCUUUCUCAAGGAGGAGCUCGAAAAUAUCUCUGCUGAGGAAGAAGAAGAAGGUGUGCUGCGGCGCGAAGAGCACAGAUGAUGAUUACCACGCGACCAUCAAAUCACUCAAUUCUCGAGGCCGCUUUCCCAGAAAAUCCCUUGGGCAGCAUUACAUGCUGAAUUCGGACAUCAACGAUCAGUUAGCGGCAGCUGCUAAAGUGAAAGAAGGAGACUUUGUGUUAGAGAUUGGUCCUGGGACAGGCUCUUUGACCAAUGUUCUUCUCAACCUAGGUGCUUCUGUUCUUGCCAUCGACAAGGAUCCUCAUAUGGUGGAUUUGGUGAGAGAAAGAUUCGCAGGUUCCGACAAGUUCAAGGUUUUGCAUGAGGAUUUUGUCAAGUCUCACAUCCGUUCUCACAUGCUCUCCUUUUUAGAGACUAGAAACUUAUCUCAUCCUGAUUUUGCUCUUGCAAAGGUUGUGUCCAACUUACCUUUUAACAUAAGUACUGAUGUUGUCAAGCUUCUUCUUCCUAUGGGUGACAUCUUCUCUCACGUUGUUCUCUUACUCCAGGAUGAGGCAGCUUUGCGAUUGGUUGAGCCAGCUUUGCGAACAUCUGAAUACCGACCCAUCAACAUUUUGGUCUACUUCUAUUCUGAACCGGAAUACAAUUUCAGAGUUCCUAGGGAGAACUUCUUCCCUCAGCCCAAGGUUGAUGCAGCUGUUGUAACAUUCAAACUAAAGCAUCCGAGGGACUAUCCCGAUGUCUCGUCCACCAAAAGUUUCUUCUCUUUGGUGAAUUCUGCAUUCAAUGGGAAGAGAAAAAUGUUAAGAAAGUCACUCCAGCACCUAUCGUCAUCUCCGGAGAUCGAGAAAGCUCUUGGAGUAGCAGGUCUUCCAGUCACCUCGAGGCCAGAAGAGCUUACGUUGGGUGACUUUGUCAAGUUGCAUAAUGUAAUAGGCAGAGAAUAGAAGGUGGUCCAUACGUAUUGAAGUUUUCGGGGAAGCCAGCAAAGAAGAAAGCAGCAUGAGGAGGAGGCUACUGAGAUGCAGAUGAAUAUUAUGACCAUUGUCGAUAUGAGCAGGAAGUAAGUAGAACGCAGAUCAAACCAAUCAUAUUCUGGUGUAAGUCUCUCUGUGUGGUGUAAAAGUUGUAGUAUCACAAAAUGAUAAGUGUCUUUACAAUGACAAAAGCUUUAAGUAACUUUUAUAAAGCUUAUAAAGAUCA
Messenger RNA from Brassica oleracea var. oleracea, 1396 nucleotides. RefSeq names its product ribosomal RNA small subunit methyltransferase, chloroplastic. The record is from RefSeq and is a predicted model, not a curated record. Gene Ontology annotation, molecular function: rRNA (adenine-N6,N6-)-dimethyltransferase activity. The coding region runs from base 88 to 1140 and encodes 350 amino acids. The transcript is spliced from 10 exons. Gene Ontology annotation, biological process: rRNA methylation. Lineage: Eukaryota; Viridiplantae; Streptophyta; Magnoliopsida; Brassicales; Brassicaceae. Gene Ontology annotation, cellular component: mitochondrial matrix.